UUCAACUUACCGUAACUCUGCAACGGUUUGCGCUAUCAGAAAAAUUCAAACUGUCUUUGAAAGAAAAUAAAUUGCACUUUCAGACCUGCAUAGUGUUAUUACGGUAAUUGACUUCCCGCCGCUCCAGGAUGCCCGCGAAUGCUAGUCUGUGUCUCCCUCUGCUUCACGGACGAAGAGUGCAGAGUGAGGAGGAAAAGAUGAGCGACAGAGCGGAGAGCCAGAGUGAAGCGUAUGAUAAUAGGAGUAACAAACGUCCUUCAAGAGAUAAAAAGAGACCGAGGAGAUUCCUGGAUGGUUUUGUGUUUGAAAAAGGAGAUCCAGUUUUUUCUUCUGAAGAAAGAACAUUUUCUGAUGAAGAGCAGCUGGCUCCAAGGGGGCGAAGUAGAAGAGACAGAAUUCCUUCUGGAGGGUCUGCUGGAGGUCCUUCUGGAGGGUCUGCUGGGGUCCAUGCUGGGAGUAUGAGGCACCGCAGCCGUUCCCCACAUCAUCCAAGGUGGAAGACCCAUGAAGAGCCUGAUGAGAAAGGCUUUCAACCCCUAAGGUUCUUCCCCAAAAGAAUCCCUGGUGUUCAACCCCCUCUAAAUGUAGGAAAUCCACAACCAGGCGAAAUUUUUGAGUACUUUUUUGACAAUGAAGUCCUCACAUUAGUUUGUGAUUUUACAAACAAGGGGGCAGCCAGGAACCUGGAGAAAGGGAGGAAGUUCUCCUGGACUGAAAUGCAGAGAGGGGAAAAUCGCCUGUAAAUAGUUUUAAUUGUUAGUCUGUUUCUUAUUUGUAAAAAUAAUUGAGAAUGAAAAAAAUAUUGUAAAUAUGUUCUAUAGUGUUGAAAUUGUCAAUUUGUGAUGCAAAAUCUGUACUUCAUGUUCAAAUGCAGUGUUUUAUUUGCAUAAAAUCUCCAAAAUCUAA
Molecule: messenger RNA, 906 nt
Organism: Cyprinodon tularosa
Lineage: Eukaryota; Metazoa; Chordata; Actinopteri; Cyprinodontiformes; Cyprinodontidae
Exons: 2
Coding region: 129-743 (204 amino acids)
Source: RefSeq, a predicted model, not a curated record